AUGGCGAAUUCAUCCUUUUUAGUUCCACCAAACUCCACGAAAGUUAAAAGCGAUGUUUUUACAGCCGCUGGGGUGCUGGUAGUAACAUUAACAAUCACUGUAACGGUUCUAGGCGACUGUUUGAUCUUUGCUGCUUUCUUUUCUAGCGUAGGUAUCCGCACAAGAGCGAACUUGUUUUUUCUCUCAUUAAUCACUGCGGACAUUCUCCAAGCUGUUCUUGUGAUGCCGUUUGAGAUGGUUCGUAUCAUACAUGACCCCGAAUGGCCGCUCAGUGUGGCGGCAACAAAACUAUGGAACUCUUUGUUUGUUUGCUUUGGGACGGCGUCCGCGUACAACUUAGCUGCAAUCGGUCUAGAGAGGUAUCUUGUCAUAUCCCGCCCAUUCGAGCACAGUUCUGGCGUCAUUUCAAAGAAGAGUCUCGUGGCAAUAGCCUUCAUUUGGCUUUACGCAAUCUUGAGUGGCAUCUUUAGCUUAUUCGCCUGGAAAACUCCUCAACACGACGAGGAUAAGUCUGGCUUUUCAAUCUCCCUUUCCUACGCUAUUCCAUUACUGAUUUUAGACAAUCUUCUACCACUGGGUAUCUGCAUGAUAACGUACAUCCUCAUCUUUCGAAUCUCGCAGGAUCACUCAUACAGACUGGGCAUCCUGUGCGGUUGGAGUCUUGAUGGCCACAGAAUACGCAUUGCGAAGGAGAAAAAAUCUAUCCGAACUCUCAGUCUUCUUGUUGGCACAUUCACUGUGUGUUCGCUACCGUUUUUUAUUUUUCACGUAAUCGACAUGGCCUUCAAUGAGAAACUUCCUAACCGUCUAUAUGCGAGUCACGUGGUUAAAUGGCUGUGUUACGUCAAUUCUGCCUGUAACUGGGCGUUGUAUGGUUUUCUGAACCAGGACUUCAGAGACGUUUUGUUUGCUGUGUGUUCCAAGUGCCAGCUGCGCAUUCUGUCAAUUUAUGGGCGUUUGAUGAACUCCAAUCGUGUCGAACCAUUGUCGUAA
Porites evermanni is the source of this 993-nucleotide messenger RNA. The record is from the annotation of a GenBank genome assembly. Lineage: Eukaryota; Metazoa; Cnidaria; Anthozoa; Scleractinia; Poritidae.